CAGACCGGAGUCGCCAGAAUACGUUUGUAUAUGUUCGAUCCAGCUUGAGCGCGAUACAUAAUCUGGCCCACAAUCAGGUAUAAUCGCGGUGACUACCGCGGGUAACGGUGGCUAUACUUGUUGGGCUCUCGCGGUCAACUUCAGAGUUCAGAGAGCUCGAGACUCUCGAGAGCAGUGCAAACGAGGGUCGAGUGCAGAUUGGGUAGAGCGCAGAACUGCAGAAUACUGACGACCAGUGACGGCGACGGCACGCCUGGAAUAACUCGCUCGUUAGCGGCUGUGGGUGCCGCGUGUGCUGUAUGGUGGGCUUCCUCUCUGUAGCCCUCGUGUAUUUCCCCGUGUCUGCCUGUCUCGGUCUCGCCUGUUCUCGCCGUCGUGCGUGUCGCAGGGUGGAGGGACAGUCGGGGACAGUGCGAUUCCUGGAGCGAGAAAGAUUGGUCGCAUUCCUCGUCGAUCUCUCGGUGACUUGUGCGUGGUUGCAGUCAGGACAGUCAAGUGCGAUAUUGUAUGCGGUACUGCUGUGAACGAUUCAGUUUCGCACGAGAGCCUGCUCACCGGUGAAUCUUAAAUGUGUCAGUAUGGAUCAGAAUCAAACAAUCGGAAUGGACAUGGACCAGUUCUGCGGUACCAAGUUCUGGGAUGCUAAUCUAACAUGGUACACGAACGACCCAGAUCUAACAGAAUGCUUCCAAAAGACGAUAUUAGUAUGGGUACCAUGUAUAUUUUUAUGGACGUUCUCAGCGAUGGAAGCAUAUUACCUAUUAAAUAGUAAAAGAAGAAACGUCCCGUACACGUGGUUAUUUAUUUCUAAGCAAGUACUUACAGUAGGAUUAAUUUUACUUUCCAUAGUUGACUUAGGAAUGGCGAUACAUGAAAGUACUUUUCGUAUGGUCUACAGUGUUGAUUAUUACACACCUAUAGUAAAAAUUGUUAGCUUUACAUUAGCAUCGACUUUGAUGCAAUAUAAUAGAAAACAUGGAAUGCGGACGUCAGGUCUUUUAUUCCUGUUUUGGUUUUUCCUCGCGAUAUGUGGAUGCGUCCAAUAUAGAAGCUUUGUAAACAAAUUUAUUAAAGGGGCAGAGCCGACAUACUCACUGGUGUCUUACAUGAUCUACUAUCCAAUAGUAGUGAUAUUAUUUGUACUUAAUUUUCUGGUCGAUGCAGAGCCUAAAUUUUCUGAAUAUCCUACGGUUGAAUCGCCAUGUCCAGAGCAAAGUUCUUCUUUUCCUUCGAGAAUUAUUUUCGCAUGGUUUGAUUCGUUAGCAUGGAAAGGUUUCCGAAAACCGCUCGAGACAUCCGAUUUAUGGUCUAUGAAUCCAGAAGACAUGGCUACGGAGAUUGUGCCAAAAUUUGACAAAUAUUGGAAUAAGAAUUUGAGAAAGACAGACGAGCUGAUUUGGACAUACUUUAGAGUAGAAAGUGUAAAAGCAUCAUACCGACAAACGUCUGGACAAGUGGAUUUUAACAGUAGUCGGAAAAAGAAAGUCGCCUCCAUCUUACCGCCUAUCUGCAAAGCUUUCGGAGCAACAUUCAUAUUUGGUGCAUUUCUAAAACUGAUUCAAGAUAUUAUGACCUUUAUUAGUCCACAAAUAUUGAAGCUUCUGAUUGGUUUUAUCGAAGGAGAUGAGCCAAUGUGGAAAGGAUACUUUUAUUCUGUCCUGCUUUUACUUACGGCAAUGCUUCAAACGCUAGUACUAUCCCAAUAUUUUCAUCGCAUGUUUUUGGUCGGAUUGCGUAUACGAACCGCGCUAAUCGCAGCAAUUUAUCGUAAAGCAUUGAGAAUGUCGAACGCGGCGAGAAAAGAGUCCACACUCGGCGAGAUAGUGAAUUUAAUGUCCGUAGACGCUCAAAGAUUCAUGGAUCUAACUGCAUACAUAAACAUGAUCUGGUCGGCACCUCUGCAAAUAGUUCUAGCUUUAUAUUUUCUCUGGAACAUACUGGGGCCAGCUGUAUUGGCAGGUUUAGCAGUUAUGAUUAUUCUUAUUCCUGUGAACGCAUUGAUUGCCAACAAAGUGAAGACGUUACAAAUCAGACAGAUGAAGAGCAAGGAUGAGAGGGUAAAAUUAAUGAACGAAGUACUUAACGGUAUCAAAGUGUUGAAGCUCUAUGCGUGGGAACCUUCAUUCGAGCAGCAGAUACUUAAAAUCAGAGUCAAAGAGAUUCAAGUAUUGAAAGAAGCGGCAUAUCUUAAUGCUGGUACGAGCUUUAUAUGGUCGUGCGCACCCUUUUUGGUAUCUUUGGUAUCUUUUACAACUUACGUACUUAUAGACGAAAAGAAUGUCCUAAAUAGUACAAUUGCCUUCGUUUCACUCAGUUUGUUCAACAUUCUAAGAUUUCCACUGUCUAUGCUGCCUAUGAUGAUUACUAAUAUAGUUCAAGCUUACGUCUCUGUAAAACGUAUUAAUAAAUUUAUGAACAUGGAAGAACUGAAUCCUAACAAUGUACAGCAUGAUCCAUUGGAACCGCACGCGUUAGUAAUUGAGAACGGUACCUUUUGUUGGGAUAGUGAAGAAAUCGAAAGACCAAUACUACGAAAUAUCAAUUUGCAUGUAGAACAAGGUCAAUUAGUAGCAAUAGUUGGUACAGUGGGAUCAGGCAAGAGUUCUCUUUUAUCCGCUCUGCUUGGUGAGAUGGAUAAAAUAAGCGGAAAAGUAAAUACAAAAGGGUCAAUUGCAUAUGUCUCGCAACAAGCGUGGAUACAAAAUGCCACAUUGCAGGACAACGUUUUGUUCGGAAAGGCCUUGAACAAAUCAGUGUAUAAUAGUGUGAUUGAAGCGUGUGCGUUGACUCCGGACUUUAAGAUGCUGCCUGCGGGAGAUCAAACAGAAAUCGGAGAGAAAGGCAUAAAUUUGUCCGGCGGUCAAAAGCAAAGAGUAGCCUUAGCUAGAGCUGUAUAUAACGAUUCCGAAAAUUAUUUCUUAGACGAUCCUCUGAGCGCGGUGGAUUCACACGUAGGAAAACACAUUUUUGAGAAAGUGUUAGGUCCGAACGGCCUGUUGAAGAAUAAAACUAGAAUACUCGUUACUCACAGCAUCACGUACCUGCCGGAGGUCGACAACAUUAUUGUUCUUAAAGAUGGUGAAAUAACGGAGAGUGGAACCUACAAACAAUUGUUGGAGAAGAAAGGUGCUUUCGCCGAAUUCUUAGUGCAACACUUACAAGAAGUGCACGUUGAUGACGGUUCUGAAGCAGAUUUACGUGAAAUCAAACAGCAACUUGAAUCAACAAUGGGAGCGGACGAGUUGCAGCAAAAGUUAACUCGAGUACGGUCUAGAAUAUCUGAGAGUCUAAGUGAAUCCGGUUCUGUGACCGAUAGAAAAUCACUUAAUGGUUCUCUAACAAGGCAAUACUCGACAGAAAGUCAACAGUCAGCGAAUUAUGUGCAUAGCAAUAGUGUUAGUGUAUCAAAAGAGAAAGAUGCAUCGAAGCCUAACAACAUCGGGGAGAAGCUGACAGAAGUCGAGAAGGCCGAAACUGGAAGCGUAAAAUGGAAAGUAUAUUCUCAUUACUUGAAAUCCAUUGGAUGGUUCCUAUCAAUAUCGACAAUCGUGAUGAAUGCGGUCUUUCAAUCGUUCAGCAUCGGCUCAAGCGUUUGGCUCAGUAUAUGGUCGAAUGAUAAUCAGGUCGUUGGAAACAACACGUUCGAUACAGCAAAGCGAGACAUGUACCUCGGGGUUUACGGUGCGCUCGGUUUUGGUCAAGGCGUGACAGUAUUUGCAAUGGCGAUAUUCCUGGCUAAAGGGACGAUAAUCGCUUCUAAGCGUAUCUUCGAGGGUACGCUGCAACACGUUCUUCACAACCCAAUGUCAUUCUUUGACAGAACUCCGACUGGCCGAAUUCUUAGUCGGCUUGGUAAAGAUAUUGAUGUUAUUGACAAUAUCCUACCGGUUUAUCUGCGUUCUUGGAUCACUUGCCUCUUUUCGGUGAUAGCCACUCUCUUUGUUAUAAGCUACAGUACACCUAUAUUUAUCGCGGUGAUACUGCCAAUAGGCGCGAUUUAUUAUUUUAUUCAACGUUUUUACGUUGCAACAUCGCGUCAAUUAAAACGAUUAGAAUCCGUGUCGAGAUCUCCUAUAUAUUCGCAUUUUAGUGAAUCUGUGACUGGUGCGCAAAUAAUUAGAGCGUACGGCGUGCAAGAACAAUUUAUCCAUGAAUCUGAAAAUAGAGUAGAUUUUAAUCAAGUGUGUUACUUUCCUAGUAUUAUUGCAAACAGAUGGCUGGCCGUGAGAUUAGAAAUGGUUGGAAACUUAAUUAUAUUCUUCGCAGCUUUGUUCACUGUUUUAGGUAGAGAUACCAUGAGUUCAGGUCUCGUUGGUCUAUCGGUCAGCUAUGCCUUACAAAUCACCCAGACCUUAAAUUGGCUGGUACGCAUGACGUCCGAUGUCGAGACUAACAUCGUCGCGGUAGAGAGAAUAAAAGAGUAUAGCGAGACCGCGCAAGAAGCACCGUGGAAGAACACUGAAUUUACGCCUUCGAAAGAGUGGCCUAAGCAUGGUCGCGUUGACUUCAAGGACUUUAAAGUUCGCUAUAGGGAGGGAUUGGAUCUCGUGUUGAACGGUUUGACGUUCAGCGUGCUCGGCGGCGAGAAGAUCGGCAUAGUAGGCAGAACCGGUGCUGGAAAGUCGUCUAUGACAUUGGCACUUUUCAGAAUAAUUGAAGCAGCCCAGGGGAAGAUUUUAAUUGAUGAUAUCGAUAUUUCCAAGCUGGGCCUUCACGACCUUCGCUCGAGAUUAACCAUCAUUCCUCAGGAUCCCGUAUUAUUCUCUGGAACACUAAGGAUGAAUCUGGAUCCUUUCGAUUGCUACAACGACGAGGAAGUUUGGAAGGCGUUGGAGCACGCUCAUCUGAAAUUAUUUGUAGAAAAUUUGCCAAACGGUCUUUUACACGAGGUUACUGAAGGCGGAGAGAAUUUAAGCGUAGGACAACGACAAUUGAUCUGUUUAGCAAGAGCAUUACUUAGGAAAACGAAAAUUCUCAUACUGGAUGAGGCAACAGCUGCAGUUGAUUUAGAAACGGAUGAUUUAAUUCAGACUACCAUUCGCCAAGAAUUUAAGAAUUGUACAGUUCUCACAAUAGCCCACAGACUCAACACUAUUUUAGAUUCUGACAGGGUAAUCGUAUUGAACAAAGGUCUGAUCGUCGAAUAUGAUUCUCCGGAAGUGCUUCUUAGCAAUCCAUCUAGCUCUUUCUACAGUAUGGCUAAGGAUGCAGGUCUAGCUGCUUAAGAAAAAAAAAUUCAUAUCAUUUUUUAGCGGCUGUACAUUCGUGAGCCAAUGUCGAAGUAAACGACACAAAGAAAGCCAUAGAACGAAAAAAACGCAUAGCCUCAGCAUAGAUUAAUUUGUAUAGUAAAAUAUUUCUACGCAAAAAAAGCAAGAACGUUUAACGUAAUCGACGGUGCAAAAACUCUUGUCUCAACAUUAUUGUUGCUAGAUUUUAUCCGAUAAAUCUCCGAUUGUACCGUCGAUUACCGAACUUCAUAUAUUCUAGAAUAAGUUUUGUAGUGAGAUCUUUCAUCACGAAGCAAUGCGACACAGUUUUAAACUAGCGUCGAUAUCCAAUAUCUAACUUUAACUGGGUAAUCGGGUGGAUUCCUAUCUGAUCAAUAAAAGUGGUAAUCAAUGACUUAUUUUUCUCGAUGCACUUUACUAAAUUAUAUUCCUCUAAAAAGAGGAAUUAUAAUUUAUAAUUUUAUAAUAAAAUCAACGCACUUAAUUACAAUUUUAUCACAUUUCUAGAAUAACAAUAUUUGAUUAACGUUAAGGGUCGACACAAGUAAACUUAUAUACAUUUGUGAUGUAUAGAUACAUAUUUACACUCUAGUAUAUAUUGUAGCGUAGAAGAAGUAUUUUGUCAUGAAAUUUUGUUUUUUUUUUUUUACUUAUGUUUUAUGAAGCAACGAGGCCUGAUAAGAGCGGGAUUUUACAAUUUCAUUCUUAAAAAUAUUAUAAUAAAUAAAAUGAGACACAUACAUCUCUAUG
Molecule: messenger RNA, 5981 nt
Organism: Atta colombica
Lineage: Eukaryota; Metazoa; Arthropoda; Insecta; Hymenoptera; Formicidae
Gene: MRP
Product: multidrug resistance-associated protein 1
Exons: 22
Coding region: 579-5225 (1548 amino acids)
Biological process (GO): transmembrane transport
Cellular component (GO): membrane
Molecular function (GO): ATP binding; ABC-type transporter activity; ATP hydrolysis activity
Source: RefSeq, a predicted model, not a curated record